Messenger RNA from Alternaria arborescens, 1257 nucleotides. RefSeq lists its product as hypothetical. The record is from RefSeq and is a predicted model, not a curated record. The transcript is spliced from 5 exons. The coding region runs from base 1 to 1257 and encodes 418 amino acids. NCBI's taxonomy places the organism in Eukaryota, Fungi, Ascomycota, Dothideomycetes, Pleosporales, Pleosporaceae.
AUGUCGAAUGUCAAUGGCGUUAUAACCGCCAUUCCUCCACCUGAUGGCUAUGAGGUCAACUUUGCGAACCCGCAGAGAAGGCUGCUCACAGAGGCCUAUGUCAUCUUCACAGUCGAAAACAUCCUAGCGCUUAUGUUCCUUGGGCAGCGGCUUUAUACCAAAGUUCGUCUCAUGAAGCAGUUCCAGAUUGACGACGCCUUCGUUAUUCUCGGUUGGGCCUGCUCGGUGGGAACCCAGGGUAUUUUGAUCACUGGUUUCUCCACCGGCAGCAUGGGCGUACACGCCUGGGAGAUUCCAAUUGAGAAGUACGCCUUCUACUCACGGCUCAUUCUCGCCGCCCCACUAGUUUAUGCAGCUUGCUGUGCCUUGACGAAGAUCACGCUCUGUAUCUUUUACAGUCGCCUCUCUCCAUCCGUAGCCUUCCAAUGGGCUGUUUGGACAACCGUCGUUAUCUGCGCUAGUUCAUACAUCGCGAUCUUCUUCAGUCUGCUAUUCGCAUGCAAGCCCAUUGCUGCCAGUUGGGACCCGUUGUUGCGCCCAACUGCGACAUGCGUCAACCAAGGAGCGAUUUAUAUCGCCACGGCUGUCAUUGGGAUCGUAACGGACGUGAUGCUGAUCUCGAUUCCCGUUCCGACUAUCUGGGGCCUGCAAAUGCCGACGAAACAGAAAAUUGGACUAACUCUUAUGUUCGGCGUCGGAUCAAUCACAAUGGUCACGUCUAUUGUUCGCCUCAUUGUUUUGAUCCCAGCUCUAACAGAUAUGGACCAAACUUGGAUCAUAGCCGUAGGCUCUUUGUGGAUCAUCAUCGAAAGUAACUUGUUCGUCAUAUGCUGUUGCUUACCGACCCUGCGGCGCUUCCUAAAGCACGUCGCACCGCGACUGAUUGGCGAAAGUCGCUCAUCUGAAAACAAAGACUCGUCUGAUCGCAAUCACGGACUGCGGACUUGGGGAAGUGAAAACACAGGCCCGAAGCGCAAGUACGAUACUUUGAUGCGUACAGUAGAUGGUACAACGCAAGGGGACGGCGAUGACGAGAUUCCCCUCGCCAGCGUCCCGAACAAAGCAGGCUUUCGCGACCGAGAACGCAAGGUACCGAUCGGAAACGUCGAGAUGAAGGGAGACAAUGAUAGCGAGGAAGCUAUCUUGUAUGAGCGGACCGUCCAGGUUACUUAUGACGGUGGUGCAGGAGGCGACGCCGCGAAUCCGUACACACGUCAGGUCUGGGCAGGGGGGCAACACAAUCCUACAAAUCUGUAG